Molecule: messenger RNA, 209 nt
Organism: Racocetra fulgida
Lineage: Eukaryota; Fungi; Glomeromycota; Glomeromycetes; Diversisporales; Gigasporaceae
Source: the annotation of a GenBank genome assembly
AUGUUUUAGAAAGUACUUUCUUUUUUAAAGAACGCGAUUUAAUUUUAAAUGAUGAAGUUGAUGAUAAUAAAAUUGACAAUAAAACUAAUAAUGAAACUGAAGAAGAAUUGAGUAAAGAAUUGGAUGAAGAAUUUGGUGAAGAAUUAGGUGAUAAAUUGGGUGAAGAAUUAGAUUAUGAAGCAGAAGCAUUAGAUAAGGUCUAUUAUUAA